AUCCUCCAGCCCCAAACCGUGACACCCCUGAGACCCCCAGCCCCAAACCGUGACACCUCAAACCUCUGAGACCACCGGGAAACCCCCAGGCCUAAACCGUGACAUUGAAGUACUGAGACCCCGCCCAACCCCUGAGACCCCAGACUCAAAUCCCAACAUCCCAACACUGAGGCCCUCAAUUCCCCAAGCCCCCUGCCCCCUAAUCCCCCCCUCUGAGGGGCGGCCCCCCCAGGUCCCAGGGGAUUUUGGGGCGGGCCCCCCAUUUCCCUCCCCUCGGGGCACUGGGGCGAAUCUCCUCAGGGCCUGGGCGGAUGCAGCUGAUGGCGGCUGCUCCCCAAAUCCAGGGGGCUCCCCCAAAACAGGGGGUCCCGAGCCCCCUCCUCCUCAGCCUCCUCCUCCUCCUCACAGGCUGCCAGUGCCAGAGCCCCGCGUACCCCCCGGCUGUCCCCCCGCGCUCGGAGCCCCCGGAACCGCUGGCCGUGGCCAUCAACCCCGCCCCCGGCCCGUCCUGCGGCUCCUCGGGCGAGCUCCGCGUGUGGCCCGGGCCUACGUCCCGCUCCGCGGCUCCCGGCGAGCCCCUGAGCCUCGAGUGCCGCUUCGAGGCGCCGCCGGCCGCCACGGUCACCUGGCUGCAGGUGUGUCCCCGGCGCUACCACAGCCGGGGCUGCAGCUGGCCGCAGGAGGUGCCGGCGGCGGGCGGGGGUCGUCAGGUGGAUCGGGAGGGCUGUGUGUCCACGCUGAGCUUCCAGAGCCUGCAGCACAACCAUAGUGGGCUCUACUUCUGCCGCCUGCAGCUCGGCGAGGCGGCCGCACAGUCCUGCGGCACCUUCGUGCGGGUGCACGAGCCCGUGCCGGUGCCAUUCCUGCAGCUGAGGGACGCCACCAAGAACAGGAUCCUGACGGCGCAGGGGGUGCUGCUGCUGCUCUGCGCCGCGGGGCCGGGGCUGCUGCUGCUCUUCAGGCGCUGGGCCAAUGAGCGGCUCCUCCAGCCCAAGAAAAUCGCCCUGGAGGAGGAAAAUCUUUAUGAGGGGCUGAACUUGGAUGAGUGCUCCAUGUACGAGGACAUUUCUCGGGGGGUCCAAGCCACCUACCAGGACGUGGGGACCCCCCCCGCUGCUGACGGCCUGCUGGAGAAGCCUUAAAAGACCCCCAAAAUCAUCCCAGGGGACCCCUCCCCAAACCCCUGCGUGCCCCCCACCCAACAAAGGCUUUGCUUUAGGAACUUAAGGCUGUGCUGAGCCCCCCCCCCCAAUAAAGCUGGUGAGGGUCUGGGGGGUGCUGGGGGACCCCCUCUCGCCUGGAGCGGAUAGAUGGCUAAUAAACAAUUGAUGAAUCUUCGAUAAGUUGUGAAUAAAUAAUGAGGAUGAGA
Parus major (Great Tit) is the source of this 1369-nucleotide messenger RNA. RefSeq names its product CD79a molecule (gene CD79A). Gene Ontology annotation, cellular component: external side of plasma membrane; membrane; B cell receptor complex. The record is from RefSeq and is a predicted model, not a curated record. The coding region runs from base 312 to 1142 and encodes 276 amino acids. NCBI's taxonomy places the organism in Eukaryota, Metazoa, Chordata, Aves, Passeriformes, Paridae. Gene Ontology annotation, biological process: B cell differentiation; B cell receptor signaling pathway. The transcript has 5 exons. Gene Ontology annotation, molecular function: transmembrane signaling receptor activity.